AUGCAGAGGAAACCUUCUAGCAAAACUCAGACAACUCUUGAGCAGCUCUUCCCAGCUCAACUGAAGACCCCCAUCUUUGAUCCCAAUAAUCAUGACACAGCAGGUUUUCAGAAAAAUCUGAAGCAGCAAGCUUGGAUAACAAGUGCUGAAACUGUAGAAAUCCACAGGCCUUCAGAUGUGAGGAACUUUUUGAGCCCUGCAUUGGGCAUCAUGCAGUUCAUGGGAGCAUUUCCCUAUGACAUAAGCAGUACUGAAAAUGAUGGCUGGGGUAGUGGGCAGUUGCUGAGGUUCAUGCUGCUCUGUGCCACUGGAUUGGGCUGUGGACUCUACUACCUCUACAUGUUGCUCAGCAAUGGGCUUCAAAGGUUGGGCUACUCCAAUAUGGAUACUGUCACCAUCAUGGGCAUUGUUAUUGUGCUCAGCUCCUGUGCCAUGAUUAACAUGGUGAAAAUUGCACAUGUUACCAAGGUCUUCAGGAACUACUUCAUCCAAGUCAGUGGCACAGUGGAACCAAAUGAGGAGUCAACAGUGGAAAUAGAAGCAGUAGAUGUUAAGCAAAUGCUGAAAUCUUUGUGGUGGAAGGGUAUGAUUAUGCUAGUACUGGUUGACUGGGUCAUGUACAUGCUGCAAGGCAUAUCCCAAGUAUACCCUGUCUUGUUUGAAAGUGAACCCUACUUUGAUCAAGGAUCCUCUGGAAAUAUUACAACUCCAAGUCCCAACCUUGGACCAACAGACACUUAUUCUCCCACCUACAAGGCUUUCAUAAUUUUUCUGUUAACAUGGUAUUCAACUGUGUUUUCAAUGAUUCAAAAGUUUGGGACCCUCUUGCUGAUCUCCUUGAUGAACCUGACCCGUGCCCGGAUUCGAAGGGCAACAUGGGCCCUCAAAAGAGACCUGGGUUCCCUGGUGGCACAUGCAAGAGACCCAACACUACCCAUAUUCACUACAAAUUUGAGAUUUGGCGAGGAAUGGACAAACACUGGGAAAUUAAUUACUGAGUUCCAGUUGAGGUAUAAUCUCAUAGAGGAAGAAAAUGAUGUGCUGGUUGAUGCUGUGUCUCCAACUGUGUGUUCUGCAUACUUUGGUCACAUAUCUGUGACCAUCAUUGGGUUAUACUAUCUCCAGGCUGCUUAUAUCUUUGGUUCUGAUGUGUGGAAUGGAAGUUUCUAUGCAAAGUUGAUUGCCAUGGGAAUGGCAGCAGUUGGCAAUGCAGUAUCCUUGGUCAUCAUGGCUGAAGAUGGACAAAAGCUCACUGAUGAGGUGAAUCAGUGUGUUGAGAAACAGUUGGAAAUGGAAAAUUUGCUGCGCCUGGGUGCUGGGGUGCCUGGGGGUCUCAUGCCUGAGGCCCCCACUACUGAUACUGCUGAAAGGGUUUUCAUUUCAUCCCUGGCCCUCAUCAAGAUGCUGAAACAUGGAAGGGCAGGUGUGCCAAUGGAAGUGAUGGGUCUCAUGCUUGGAGAAUUUGUGGAUGACUACACUGUCACAGUCAAGGAUGUCUUUGCUAUGCCUCAAUCUGGAACUGGGGUGAGUGUAGAGGCAGUGGAUCCAGUGUUUCAAUCUAAAAUGCUGGACAUGCUGAAGCAAACUGGCAGACCUGAGAUGGUAGUGGGAUGGUACCAUUCUCAUCCUGGAUUUGGAUGCUGGCUAUCUGGUGUAGACAUCAACACCCAGCACAGUUUUGAAACCCUGACCAGCAGAGCAGUUGCUGUGGUGGUGGAUCCCAUUCAGAGUGUUAAAGGAAAAGUUGUGAUUGAUGCCUUUAGGCUCAUUAGCACAAACACACUUGUUUUGGGACAAGAAGCCAGGCAGGUCACUUCAAAUUUGGGACACUUGCACAAGCCUUCCAUAGUGGCUUUGCUGCAUGGACUCAACAGGUUUUACUAUUCAAUUGGGAUCAGCUACAAUCUGAAUGCCUUGGAAAAGAACAUGUUGCUCAACUUGGACAAACACUCUUGGAAAGAUGGUCUGAAAGUCAAGUCUUAUGCAAAACAAGAUGAAGACAAUCUUGAAAAGAUGAAGGGAAUUCUUGAAAUUUCACAUGCUUUCAGAAAGAGGCUGGAAGAUGAAAUGUCCCUCAAGCCAGGCACUGAUGCAGACACACAUUUCAUUGGCACUCUGGACCCCAUCUCUGUGAACAGAGAGUUCCGACUUCUUGAGUACCGACUGUUGUGA
Notodromas monacha is the source of this 2172-nucleotide messenger RNA. The record is from the annotation of a GenBank genome assembly. NCBI's taxonomy places the organism in Eukaryota, Metazoa, Arthropoda, Ostracoda, Podocopida, Cyprididae.